AUGGGGGAGGCGGAUGGCCAAUCGCAGCAUGCAGCAUGGCUGCGAUUGGUGGAGCAGGCGACGGAGGGCGGUGAGCUGGACAACGAGAAGUUCCUCGAGAAGAUGGGGCGACGACUGGACAGCGUGGGAGUGUCGUUCCCCGGAGUGGAGGUGCGCUUUGAGGGGGUGAGCGCGUGUGCCAAGGUGCAGGUGGGGGCGAGGGGCCUGCCCACGCUGCCCAACGUGCUGGCCAACCAAGCAGUGGCGGUGCUGAGGGAGCUGCGGCUACUCAAGGAUUGCCGCCGCCUCUUCUUCGCUCUUCACGGCUGCUCUGGCAUCCUCAAGCCCGGCAGGAUGACGCUGCUGCUGGGGCCGCCAGGCAGCGGCAAUUCAACGCUGCUGAGGAUCCUGGCAGGGAAGGCGGAGAGGGAGCUGGGCGUGCAGGGCGAGGUGACGUACAACGGCCGCCCGGGGAGCCACUUUGUGCUGCCGCGGUCCGUGGCGUUUGUGCCUCAGACGGACUCCCACAUGGGCGAGAUGACCGUCCGGGAGACGCUCAAGUUCUCCGCUCGCCUUCAGGGGCCCGGCCACCGGGCAGAACUAUUUCGGCAAGUGGAGGAGAAAGAGAGGGAGGCCGGCAUCAAGCCUGAUGACGUCAUGGAGGCCGUGAUGAAGUUAUCCCUUUGCCAUGAUCUCCUUUUCUUCCUGCGUUUCUUUACUCAUUUUUCCUUUGCGAACCUCAUCCCACCUCCCUCCCCCCUCAUUCCCCACCUCACUCCCCAUCAUGUCCCCCUUAUUCCCCGCUCGCUCCUUCCUCACUCCCUCCCUCACCGCACGGCCCACUCAAUUGUAGUGAUGCUCGACACUAUCAAUUGCCCCUCUACUCCCCUAUCCCCACCCUUUAUUGCUCCCUAUCCUCACCCCUCCACGCAGAUGCUCGGCCUGGACGUGUGUGCUGAUACCAUGGUUGGGGACAGCAUGAGGAGGGGAGUAUCAGGAGGGCAGACGAAGGAGGAGGUGUUGGGAUUCUUUCAGGAAAUGGGGUUUGCCCCGCCUGCCCGCAAGGGAGUGGCUGACUUCCUGCAAGAGGUCACCUCACUAAAAGAUCAGGAGCAGUACUGGAAACCCAAUCAACUCCACCCAUAUCACUACGUAUCCGUCCGAGCCUUUGAGGAGGCCUUCCAAGCCUCUAGGUUCGGCAAGCAGAUGGAAGCAGAGCUCUCCAUGCCAUUCAAAAAGGAUCGGGGCGCAUUCGAGGGAGAGGGUGAGGGGAAAGACGUGGAAGAUGAGGGGGAGAAGGGGACGGGAGAGAGAGGGGAAGUGGGUGCGUCUCUUGCUCUGGCACAGAGGCGGUUUGUGCUUCAUCCGCUGGCCACGCUCACCAUCGUGGCAGGCCGCGAGUGGCUGGUGAUGAGGCGCAAUCUGUUCCUCUACAUCGUGCAGACCAUGCAGAUCCUCCCCAUCGCUAUAGUCACAAUGUCUGUCUUCUGGCGCUCCCAGUUGUCCAUCACCCUUCUGGACAGCAAUUUCUAUCUGGGAGCAAUUUUCUUCGGUAUAGUCACAAUGCUGUCAAGCAGCAUCAUCGAGCUCACGCUGCUCACGGCCCGCCUGCCCAUCUUCUUCCUCCAACGGGACAACCUGCUCUUCCCCGCCUGGGCUUGGUCUGCACCCAUGGCGCUGCUCUCUCUGCCCGUCUCCCUCUGGUCCGCCGGGCUUCAUUUCCCAGCUGCUGCUAUUCUUUGUCACGCACAUGGCCGGCUCUGCGUUCUACCAGCCGUAGCGACCGUCUUGCGCAGCACGACGCUGAUCAACACUCUUGGGAACAUCAUCAUCGUGCUGCUCUUCCUGCUCUCCGGCUUCAUCGUGUGUGCUUGUGAGGUGUGUGCUUGUGAGGUGUGUGAUUGUGAGGUGUGUGCUUGUGAGGUGUGUGAUUGUGAGGUGUGUGCUUGUGAGGUGUGUGCUUGUGAGGUGUGUGCUUGUGAGGUGUGUGCUUGUGAGGUGUGUGCUUGUGAGGUGUGUGCUUGUGAGGUGUGUGCUUGUGAGGUGUGUGCUUGUGAGGUGUGUGCUUGUGAGGUGUGUGCUUGUGAGGUGUGUGCUUGUGAGGUGUGUGCUUGUGAGGUGUGUGCUUGUGAGGUGCGUGAUUGUGAGGUGUGUGCUUGUGAGGUGUGUGCUUGUGAGGUGUGUGCUUGUGAGGUGUGUGCUUGUGAGGUGCGUGAUUGUGAGGUGUGUGCUUGUGAGGUGUGUGCUUGUGAGGUGUGUGCUUGUGAGGUGUGUGCUUGUGAGGUGCGUGAUUGUGAGGUGUGUGCUUGUGAGGUGUGUGCUUGUGAGGUGUGUGCUUGUGAGGUGCGUGAUUGUGAGGUGUGUGCUUGUGAGGUGUGUGCUUGUGAGGUGUGUGCUUGUGAGGUGUGUGCUUGUGAGGUGUGUGCUUGUGAGGUGCGUGAUUGUGAGGUGUGUGCUUGUGAGGUGUGUGCUUGUGAGGUGUGUGCUUGUGAGGUGUGUGCUUGUGAGGUGCGUGAUUGUGAGGUGUGUGCUUGUGAGGUGUGUGCUUGUGAGGUGUGUGCUUGUGAGGUGUGUGCUUGUGAGGUGCGUGAUUGUGAGGUGUGUGCUUGUGAGGUGUGUGCUUGUGAGGUGUGUGCUUGUGAGGUGCGUGAUUGUGAGGUGUGUGCUUGUGAGGUGUGUGAUUGUGAGGUGUGUGCUUGUGAGGUGUGUGCUUGUGAGGUGUGUGCUUGUGAGGUGUGUGCUUGUGAGGUGUGUGAUUGUGAGGUGUGUGCUUGUGAGGUGUGUGCUCGUGAGGUGUGUGCUUGUGAGGUGUGUGCUUGUGAGGUGUGUGCUUGUGAGGUGUGUGCUUGUGAGGUGUGUGCUUGUGAGGUGUGUGCUUGUGAG
Closterium sp. Naga37s-1 is the source of this 2862-nucleotide messenger RNA. NCBI's taxonomy places the organism in Eukaryota, Viridiplantae, Streptophyta, Zygnematophyceae, Desmidiales, Closteriaceae. The record is from the annotation of a GenBank genome assembly.